This is a messenger RNA of Myotis lucifugus (little brown bat), 1311 nucleotides long. It is a transcript of the gene COL26A1, whose product is annotated as collagen type XXVI alpha 1 chain. The record is from RefSeq and is a predicted model, not a curated record. Lineage: Eukaryota; Metazoa; Chordata; Mammalia; Chiroptera; Vespertilionidae. Gene Ontology annotation, molecular function: protein binding.
AUGAAGCUGGCUCUCUUUCUGCCCUGGGCGUGCUGCUGCCUCUGCGGGUCGGCGCUGGCCACCGGCUUCCUCUACCCCUUCCCGGCCGCAGCCCUGCAGCAGCACGGCUACCCCGACCCGGGCGGCUCCCCGGGCACCGGCUACGGGGGCCGCCGGCACUGGUGCCAUCACACGGUAACACGGACGGUGUCCUGCCAGGUGCAGAACGGCUCGGAGACAGUGGUCCAGCGCGUGUACCAGAGCUGCCGGUGGCCCGGGCCCUGUGCCAACCUUGUGAGGACUCUGAUCAGACCCACAUACAGAGUGUCCUACCGAACAGUGACAGCGCUGGAGUGGAAGUGCUGCCCUGGCUUUACUGGGAGCAACUGUGACGAGGAAUGCAUGAACUGUACCCGGCUCAGCGACAUGAGUGAGCGACUGAUCACGCUGGAGGCCAAGGUUCUCCUGCUGGAAGCAGCAGAGCGUCCCUCAAGCCCAGACAAUGACCUGCCGGUCCCCCAGAGCACCCCACCGCCCUGGAAUGAGGACUUCCUCCCUGACGCUAUCCCUCUCGCCCACCCAGGGCCCCGAAGAAGGCCCACAGGCCCAGCCGGGCCCCCGGGGCAGACAGGACCGCCGGGGCCUGCAGGCCCCCCAGGCUCCAAAGGCGACCGGGGCCAGGCAGGAGAGAAAGGCCCGGCAGGGCCUCCUGGCCUUUUGGGGCCACCAGGGCCCCGUGGGCUACCUGGAGAGAUGGGGCGCCCCGGACCCCCUGGCCCCCCCGGCCCAGCAGGCAGCCCGGGGCUCCCUCCAAAUGGCCCCCAAGGCGUCCUCUACUCCCUGCAGCCACCUACGGACAAGGACAAUGGAGACUCACAGCUGGCUUCUGCCGCCGUGGACACGGUGCUGGCCGGUGUCCCAGGACCCCGGGGUCCCCCCGGCCCUCCAGGUCCCCCAGGACCACAUGGUCCCCCAGGACCCCCAGGUGCACCUGGAUCCCAGGGCCUGGCUGGAGAGCGAGGCAUGACGGGGCCAUCUGGCGAGCCUGGCCGGAAGGGGGAAGAAGAGGAGAAAGCUGCCGCAGAGGGUGAGGGGGUGCAGCAGCUGCGGGAGGCCUUGAAGAUCCUGGCAGAGAGAGUCCUCAUCCUGGAGCACAUGAUAGGGAUCCACGAUCCCCUGGCCUCCCCUGAGGGGGGCUCUGGCCAGGAUGCCGCCCUGAGAGCCAACCUCAAAAUGAAGCGUGGUGGCGCCCCCCCGGAUGGCUCCCUCGCUGCCCUGCUUGGCCCCAGCCCCGUGCAGAAGAGCACAAGCCAGGCCAGCAGCGGGAAGUAG